GUGACAGUGACACACAACAUGAACUGACAAAGUGCAAAAUAUUUUUAUUUUUUUCAUUUACCUGUUUUUCUUUUAGUAUCCUCGGAAAAUUUCGUAAGACCUAAUAUUUAUGUUUCGCAAGAGGUAAUUUAGUUCAUCCACAACUGCAGUCAUAUUUUUAGACGACUUGCUAAUGACCACAGCUUGGCGUUGAAGAAACAAGAUAUUUCUGAAGAGAUUCUCUCACAGAAAGCAGGUUGCACAGAUAAACUACUAGUGAAAACUAGUUUUUUAGGGGGUCAACAUUGUGCAACAGCCUGCCUGAAGAGGCUUUUCUGUUUUGCUAACCCUACUCAGUUCAAAGGUUACUUCAGGAUAAAAAAUAAUCAUCAAUUCUUGAAUGCUAAAUCUACUAGAAAAUACUGCUGACAUCAUAAUUAGAUUUGCAGAAUCUAUCACAUCUCAAUUCCUGAAAGAUUCAGAACCCGGGAUACUUUCAAGCGAUAAAAUUACCUAAUAAUGGAGGAAACAUUUUACAAGGAUCUGCUUAUUGAAUUAGAAUGUCCCAUUUGCACUAGCUACAUGGUCCCCCCUAUUAGACAAUGUUCAACAGGUCAUAGUGUAUGUGAAUCAUGCAGAAACAAACUACAGAAAUGUGCUCUAUGUCAGAGCAACUUCUCAGACUCCAGAAAUAUAUCAUUAGAAGGCCUUGCGGUGAAAAUGAGGUAUCCGUGUGCAUAUAGGGUGUCUGGAUGUACUGCAUCACUGGCUUAUAAUGAAAGGGAGGGACACAAACUGAACUGCAGGUACAGAGGAUUUGCUUGUGCAAUGGAAAAAUGCACAUGGGUUGGACCUUUGGAGGAAUUGGCAGCUCAUUGGGCCUCCAAGAAAAUGACAAGUAGACCAUACCAUGUGAGCAACUUAUGCCACACCAAAAUGAAGAACGAGGCAUAUUAUGUUAACAUUGUUGAAGCAUACAAUAAAAUGUUUUGGUUCAAGUGCAAACUAAGCAAUAAGAAACUGUUUUGGGCUGUACAACAUAUAGGGAACAUAGCUGAGGCAGAUGAAUAUUUUUAUGAAAUAGAAAUUUUCAAGCCUUGUCGUACCAAAAGAAAAGUAUUGAUGAGUGAUUAUUGUCAACCAAUUGACAUUCCCAACGCGCAUUUGUUAAAGGAGGGUGGUUGUAUUUGGAUGAAUACAGAACUAGUGGAGGAUUUUGUCAAUGAAGAUCAGCUGUUGGUGUAUUAUAUGAGGGUGCAUCAGGUGGGUCCAAGAAAUAUUAAGGACGACGCAUCUGCUUCAGCCUCAGACAGAACCAUGAAAAAGCACAGAGAUAGAUCCAAAGGGCCUCCAAAUAACCCUAGAUUGAAAGAAUUCAAACAAAAAAAGAAAGUUAAGGACCAAGCUAAUGAUGGAUUUGUAUUGGUUGAUGUGGAACGGCGUUGUGAUACUAAUUGACAAAGAUAAAAAUAUGUUUUAGGGAUGUUACUAAUGGUGUACCAAUGAGACAUUAAUACACGUAUUGUCGUCAUACUUGCUUUUCGGCAUUUGUCGUAGAAAAACGAAGAAGUAUCUGACGGAUGACAAACGUACAGGAUAAAAGGCCGUCCAAUCAAAAGUAAAUUAAAUGAAUUUGCGGAAAAAAUCUGAAGACCAAGUUAGUUAAUGAGAAUAAUAAUUCCAUAAUGUAGGAAUGGUAUCAGAUAUAGAUAUAUAUAUAUAUAUUGUUGGCUUAUCUGUCUUCUGUUUUCAUCCAUUUUUUUCCAACAAAGGAGUUUCACUUUCAUAUGUAUAAUUACUUGGAAAUAUUAAUCCAAGUACAUUGAAUGCGUGAUCUUGUUGUUACACCUUUUUUAAGCUAGCUUUCAAAUAGUCGGAUGUCAAUACGCUUGCAUUUUAUAAUAAGACUAUAAUCGCAAUAAACAAAAACACAUUACUGAGCAUUGUAUAAUGACAUAAGUAACAAAAGCUUUAAUGUUUACUACUAGUGGACUGGAAGGAUGCGUGCAACAUGUCUUGGAUGUAUAACAUAGUGUGUAACCCUGAGGAAGUUCCUAAAUGCUUCUGCACUCCGUAAUCAACUGAUGAUUCGUUAGACGUCUGGCAGUCUAACUACACAAGUAGUUCCGCGACAUUAUAAGGAAUUUACAGAUAUUUUGUUGAUUCGUUUUUUGAAUCCAGUAAAUUUAAACUGCAUGCUUCAUACAGGGUGACACAUGGGAACCUGACGUUUUUGGGAUAGCGAGUACUCAGCCGGUAUGAGGAGUUGGGAACGGAAUUAUCGAGCAUUGAUUACCCGACUGGAUGCCGUUUCAGUAGCUAUGGAGCAGUUGACAGUGAAGCAUCGCAUGUUUGCGUAUGACGCAUUUGUGCAAAAUGUUGGGUUUAUUACUACCGUAUAGCGACUUUUUCGUGUGCAUUUUUAGCGUAGGCGUCGUGAUGCUGUUCCCAGCCGCAACACGAUUCUAGUUGGUUUAAGAGAUUACGGACGAUAGGAUCUAUUCUGAAAAAGAAGUCCCCAGGUCCAACAAUAACGGCAAGAGCAUCAGAAAGCAUUGCGAGAGACGCCGUGACUCGUAGUCCUGGGCGCUCUGCUCGUAAACACGCGUUGGAAUUGAGGAUGAACCGUGAAUCUGUGAGAAGAAUUUUACAUCACGACUUGAAGUUUCAUGCGUACAAGAUGUGUGUUGCUCAAAAAUUUCACGAUUAUGCGCAACGGAAGGAGUUUUGCUUCUCAAAUGUAAGCCCUUCUGGAAGACCAUGAGAAUGCUGUGAUUAUCAUGAGUGACGAGGCGUAUUUCCAUUUGGUUGUUGGUUAUGUUGAUAAACAGAAUUUGCGGUACUGGUCCGAUGAAAAUCCUCGUGGAAUUCACGAAAAACCUUUACACUCAAGAGCGCGUAACGGUUUGGUGCGCAACAACUCCUUUCGCUGUCAUUGGUCCCUAUUUUUUUCGAAGACGAGAACGGGACAGCCGUUGCAGUCAAUGCCGAACGUUACUCUCACAUGUUAAACACAUUCUUGCGUCCCGAACUGCACAGACUGGGAAAAAGCUCGGAAAGUGUUUUUUUCACUGCUCGUGUGUCUAUGCAAGUGCGUCGAGGCAUGUUUCCAGAAAGGCUAAUUUCACGAUUUGGCGACAUUCAAUGGGCGCCCAGAUCACCUGAUUUGAGCACAUGCGACUUUUUUGUGGUGGUAUCUGAAAGCACCAGUGUAUAUUCACAGACCCCGCACAUUGGCAGAACUGAAAGUGGCAAUCAGUGACGAAGUUGCACUAAUCGACGAUGCAAUUAAGACGCAUCUGAUGAACAAUUUUCGGGGAAGGCUGGAACAAUGCAUUCAUGCGGAUGGGUACCACUUAUGUGACAUUAUCUUCCACAAAUGAUAUACCACGUUAAAUGGCAUCUAGUGACGAACAAUAAAUUAAAAAAAAACGUCAGGUUCCCGUCUGCCACCCUGUACAUCCUUGUUGUACAUACUUUAUAUCUCAUUUUGUAGCUUUAAAUUAUUCCAAUAUGUAUAGGAUUCCUAUUAUUGUAUGUCAGAGUUAGUAUGUUUUUAACAACCUAAUUUCCUAAUAUUUGUAUAAUCUAGCUGUCUUACAUGCUUUAGACAAAAUGUUACUGUUAUUCAUAUUUACAGAUUGUUGUUUAUACGAAUAAGACACUUUUGGCACUAUUUUUAUAUUAUAUAUGUGCAGAACUGAUAUUGAAAUGCAUAACAUAUUAUAUUGUUUUUUUAAUCCCAGCUUCUUGUUCCCCUUCGAGUGCCGUGUCAUCGAAGAUUGGCGAUAAUAGCGGGAUCCUCUAGCCGCUAAAUUUGGCUACGCGA
This is a messenger RNA of Acanthoscelides obtectus, 3808 nucleotides long. The record is from the annotation of a GenBank genome assembly. Lineage: Eukaryota; Metazoa; Arthropoda; Insecta; Coleoptera; Chrysomelidae.